Molecule: messenger RNA, 2601 nt
Organism: Dendroctonus ponderosae (mountain pine beetle)
Lineage: Eukaryota; Metazoa; Arthropoda; Insecta; Coleoptera; Curculionidae
Gene: pain
Product: transient receptor potential cation channel protein painless
Biological process (GO): transmembrane transport; monoatomic ion transport
Cellular component (GO): membrane
Molecular function (GO): protein binding; monoatomic ion channel activity
Source: RefSeq, a predicted model, not a curated record
UGAUUGGUCAUGAAGUGGAAACGCGCAGCAGUGUCAAAAGAUUGCUGAGCCUGCUGAUUAUUCCUGCCAUAGAGAACGAUUCUCGCUUGCUGGUUCCUGCACAAGUGUCUGGCGCGAAGGUAGCGGGCUGCACUCAACUAUAAAAUUCUACUUAAUUAAUCCAAAUCAUCCUUAAUUGUGCCUUAAGUGAUGUGCCUGAAAAAGCUGGUGAUUUAAGUGUCUUUUGUGUAAGGAUAACGCCUCGAAUCGCAACUUGGAUUUUCCUGCUUUUCCAGCUGACCCCGACAUGUAUCAAGGAAUCAACGAUUCGAACGGUCCGAAACUGUCGCGAUCCGGCAGCCAAAUAUGCCCAACACCGGAAGACGAACUGCUGGAGGCCACUCUGGACAACAAAGUCCAUAAGAUCGAGCAACUGAUCAGAAGACACGAAUAUCUGCUGAUCUACACCUAUCCGGAUUACAACAAAAAAAUCUUGCUGAUUGCCUGUUCCGAACCGGACGUGAAUGCGGCCACAGUGGAAAAACUGCUGAACCUGAAGGCGAAUCCUCGAGACCACAAUGAAGACGACGGAUGGGAGGCGCUGCAUUUUGCAGCCCAAAAGACCAACUUCGACGUUUUGAAUGCGCUGCUCAAGCGAAAUCCUGGGGACGCGAAUAAUCAAACAUUACAGGGUGGAAAUGCGCUGCAUAUUCUAGUGCGGCAUGGGGACAGAAGCGCAGAAGAUUUCUACAAAUGCGCCAGGCUCCUGAUCCAGAAGGGCGUCGAUGUGGACCAGGUGGACAACAACAACAAAUCCGCCCUGUAUUGGGCGGAUAAAAAGGGCGUGGGUGAGAACAUCCGGAGGAUAAUUGAAGAAGAGAGGGCAAACGGGCUGGUGAUUAACAACAACGUGGACAAGGACAAGGACAAAUCCGAGUACCAGCAGCUGCUCAACCUCAUGAAACGAGGGGAUGAAGACCAGUUCCUCCAGAUCAACAACGACCUCGUCCAAAGCCUGGCAAAUUUCACUGAUUGCGACUGCACUUUGCUGCAGUUUGCCUGCGAUCGGGGGCUGACCAGGUGCGUGCAGCGCCUGUUGGACUUGGGCGCUGAUCCCAGCGCAACUGGGAGAAUCAACGUCACAAAACCCAUCAUCAUAGCAUCCGAGCACGGAUUCAGCGCCAUUUUCCAAUCCCUACUGGAUAAGUACCACCCGAUUUCCAACAUUCCAGAGGGUGUUUUGAGCAAUGUGCUCCAAUACAUUGACCGCACGCAGCACGAUAACAAGGGCUGCUACAGGGCGUUUAUCAACAAAAUGAAACAGUGUCCCGAUCCAGACGAAGUCUCCCUGAAGCUCAACGAGGUGGAGAGUAACGCACGCAACACCCCUCUACAUUACGCGAUCAGAUACGCUGAUCCGGAAAUAGUCCAGGACUUGCUCAGCCUGGGGGCUUCGCUGGGCGCCAAGAACAAGUACAAGGUGAUGCCCAUUGAGGACAUGGAACCGCAGUGUUUGGAAAAACAUCUGGAUAACUGCAUCGAGUUCGACAUCAAAAGCAGGAAGAUCGAAAAGGAGGAUUUCCAGGUGAAGUUCAACUAUCGCUCCAUCAUCCCACCAUAUGCCAAGUGCAAAUACAGUGAAGCCUACGCUUACAAAGACGUGGAAGCCACUGGGAUCAAUUCGACCAUUCAAAAAGAACUGGUGGCUGAAACUGAGGUGAUUUGCUACAUGAGCAACACAGUCGAGUUCCAGCAUCUACUCAAGCACCCGGUCAUCGUUAGUUUCCUCUUCAUGAAGUGGCUACAGAUUCAAUGGCUAUUCUGGACCAACCUGGCGUUCUACAUAACAUUCGCUGUGUCUCUUGUGGUGUACAUUUUCAGCAGCUACGCCUAUUUCCCGAUCGAGGAGCAGAAAUCAGUGAUUCUGGUUCUGUUGCAGCAUGUUUCGUACAUCUGCCUGGUGCUCACUUUGUUCGUGUUGCUGUUCAGGGAACUGUUCCAAAUGCGCGCCGCCCCAACCAAGUACUUCAACGCCUUUGAGAACUACAUCGAAAUUAUCCUGGUUGCAGUGACUGCGAUGAUCGUGUUCAUUCGCUCGCCUUCACAUGAUACCAGAAAGCAGCUCUCCUCAAUUGCAAUUCUGCUGGCACACCACUAAUGAAACUGAAGCACCGGAUGAGGACGCGUCUUUCAGCAAUCCUGCUCAGUCCGUGUUCAAAACCAUCAUAAUGUUGACUGGCGAGUUCGACGCCAGCAGCAUAAACUUCAGCAGUUUCCCCCUCACCAGCAAACUGAUUUUCGCACUAGAACAUGUUUCCAGGCAACGUUGCACAGAAGCUCAGCAGCAUCUGUUGCUGUCUGCCCAUCGUGCGAGACUGGAACUUCACCUUUGGCAAGGCGUUGCAUAUUGACGCCUGCCUCUUUCCUAAACAUCUCAACUACGAGCUGAUUUUCUAUCCCAAUAACGGUGGACUGGUUGAGAGCGGUCAUCGUGAUGGAAGUCCAGCAAAGAAAUGCGCUCCCUGUACAGCCACGCGUCUGGAUAGGGAAACAGUGCGGCUCACCAACAACAUCAUCAAGGCAAAACGAGAGGGUUCGAACAACUGGAUUAAGAAGCUGGUG